Molecule: messenger RNA, 1059 nt
Organism: Aspergillus puulaauensis
Lineage: Eukaryota; Fungi; Ascomycota; Eurotiomycetes; Eurotiales; Aspergillaceae
Gene: GLO1
Product: lactoylglutathione lyase GLO1
Exons: 5
Coding region: 1-1059 (352 amino acids)
Molecular function (GO): lactoylglutathione lyase activity; metal ion binding
Source: RefSeq, a predicted model, not a curated record
AUGUUCGGUAAACGCACCCUCUUCUCCCUGCCUGCCUCUUUCCUCAGGGUCCUCAACCCAAGAUUUUCCAUCCUACCAGCUACAAAUAGAUCUCUCGCGACAAUGGCGACCGACACGUCCACUUACAAACUCAACCAUACCAUGCUUCGGGUCAAGGACCCAAAGCGAUCGGUUGAGUUUUACAAAUUCCUAGGCCUGAACCAAGUCCAACAGUUAGACUUCCCCGAAAACAAGUUCUCUCUCUACUUUCUCGCCUACAACGGACCCGAGUCGCUACAGGGCGACCGUCACUGGACCGACCGCCAUGCCGUUCUCGAGCUCACCCACAACCACGGCACCGAGAAUGACCCCAACUACAGCGUCGUCAACGGCAACACAGAACCACACCGUGGCUUUGGACACCUCGCGGUCUCCGUCGACAACAUCGAACAGGCCUGCAAGAGACUCGAGGACGCUGGAUACCAAUUCCAGAAGAAGCUCACUGAGGGUCGUAUGAGGCACAUUGCCUUUGUGAAGGAUCCCGAUGGAUACUGGGUCGAGAUUAUCCGCCGCAAGGAUGAGGAUUACAACACCACCACGGACCCCAGCACCUACCGCCUAAACCACACCAUGCUCCGCGUGAAGGAUGCAGAGAAGAGCUUGAAAUACUACCAGGAUGUCAUGGGCAUGACCCUCUUGAAGACCAACGAGAACAAAGAUGCUGGGUUCAACCUGUACUUCCUGGGAUACCCUGCUUCGAACGCCAAGGUGGCUGAGGGUGCUAAGAACCCGGUUGCUGAAUGGGAAGGAUUGCUUGAAUUGACAUGGAACUACGGUACUGAGAAGCAGGAGGGCCAGGUUUACCACAACGGUAACAAUGAGCCUCAGGGAUUUGGCCACAUCUGUAUCUCCGUGGACGAUCUGAAUUCCGCCUGCGAGCGGUUCGAGGGCCUAAAUGUCAACUGGAAGAAGCGCCUAACAGAUGGCCGGAUGAAGAACGUUGCGUUUGUCCUUGAUCCUGAUGACUACUGGAUCGAGGUGAUCCAGAACGAGACUCUGAAGCGCACUAGCAACUGGUGA